This is a messenger RNA of Nymphalis io (European peacock), 9802 nucleotides long. RefSeq names its product low-density lipoprotein receptor-related protein 4 (gene Lrp4). Gene Ontology annotation, molecular function: calcium ion binding; protein binding. NCBI's taxonomy places the organism in Eukaryota, Metazoa, Arthropoda, Insecta, Lepidoptera, Nymphalidae. The coding region runs from base 261 to 6002 and encodes 1913 amino acids. The record is from RefSeq and is a predicted model, not a curated record. The transcript is spliced from 36 exons.
ACACGAGAAUAUUUCAUGCUCUAAACGCUAAUUAACUAUAAAACAUUUAUUGCAUUUCCCUUUAGCGUUACGGGCCAUAGUGAUACGUUUAAAUUAUACUGGACAUUGUUCUGUUUUAGUGUUGUGUUCAGUCACUUCGGAUGAUAUUGCGUCGCAUGUACCAUCAUUAAGUAAGAAGGGUGAGCAGUUCGCAGUGUAGGCGAGCCAUGCUGCAGCGUCUGAGAGUCAUAGCUCGCGCGGAUUCCGCGCAGGUCACCUAAAUGCUAUCCUCUCGCGCUUUAGCAGGCGCCGUCAUCAUGCCGGCUCCACUUGCCGUCCAUUUAAUCUUUUUUGCGAUAUUCUGGCUAUGCACGAACGCUGAAGAUACGGUACCAGCUGCGACCCGGCCUAGCAAUGGGUCGGUGGAGCCGCCGGACACUCGCUCCGCCAUCGGUCGAGUGCCACCUUACCAGCCCCCAGCUAUAGGCAUGGCUGGCAUGCAAGUUCCCGGUUUCCGACCACACAGCCCUUAUACACGAGUCGACGCUUGGCAUCCUAAUGGUCGUAUACACGUGAAUCCUAAAGGAUCAUACGUCGUCGCUGAUGAUAUCGAAGACGACGCCGAUGAUGGCGGAUGUCAUAUACCGUGUUCAAAAGAGUUAUUUACAUGUCAGGAGACAUGCAAAUGCAUUCCUAUGGAAAAACGUUGCGAUGGCAAAGUAGACUGCGAGGGAUCUGAAGAUGAAGUAGGAUGCACGCCAUCUUGCGACGAACACGAAAACCGUACGAUAUGCCAUACGACUAGCGUGUGUAUCGCUCUCGAAUGGAUCUGCGAUGGAGAUAACGACUGUGGAGACUUUUCAGAUGAAUCUCAAUGUGGUGGAGACAAUUGUUCAUCGAAUCAGUUCCAGUGCGCCAAUGGACUUUGUAUCCACUCGGACUGGCUCUGCGACGGUGAUAACGACUGCCGAGAUAACUCUGACGAAACAAACUGUCCUAAGCCCAAAUGUCGAGCUAAUCAGUUCACGUGUGCAUCUGGUGAAUGCCUGGCGAUUCAUUGGCGAUGCGACAAAGAAGCAGACUGUCCUGAUAGUUCAGACGAAGCUGACUGUCCUAUGGAUCUUCUCCAAUGUGGCGAAAACGAAAUACAAUGCAAUAACAAGAACUGCGUACGUAAAGAUUUCCAGUGCGAUGGAGACAAUGACUGCGGAGAUUGGACAGAUGAGGACUCCUGUCCCAUUGUACCUGGAAGUUGCAGUGCAACUGAAUUUAGAUGCAAUGAUGGCAAGUGCAUCCCAAACCGCUGGCGCUGCGACUUGGAGCGAGACUGUUCGGAGGGUGACGAUGAGAUCAACUGUGAGCCGCACGGCAUACGUAAUUGCACCACCGAUGAGCACACCUGUGUAGACCGGCGCUGCAUAUCAAAAACCUGGCUCUGUGACGGUGUUUCUGAUUGCUCUAACGGCGAAGACGAAAAAGAUUGUAAAGUGUCUUGUGAAGAGGACCAGUAUAUGUGCACAUCUAUAUUCAAUGACGCGUUCAAGAAUUGCGUUAAUAGAAAACAUGUUUGCGAUGGUAUGAACGAUUGUCCUCAAGGUGAUGAUGAACAGAAAUGCCCUACCAAGAGGCAAUGCGGACCAGAAGACUUGUGUGAGAAACAAUGUAUCACCACGUUCGAUGGUACUCCAAGCUGCGCUUGUCCUAUAGGAUACGUGUUAGAAGCAGAUGGUAUCAGUUGUCGAGAUGUCGACGAGUGUAUGUACGAACAAGACCCAGUUUGCUCGCAGACAUGUUCCAACGUUCCAGGGAGUUUUCAUUGUGGAUGCAUGACAGGUUACGUUCUUAGGCCAGACAAAAGGUCGUGUAAAGCAACUGGGCAGUCACCAACACUUUUGUUUUCUAACCGAGUUGGAAUUCGUCAGGUUUGGCUUACUGGAGAUAACUACAUGUCAAUUUUCAAGGGACUACACAAUGCAGUGGCUUUAGAUUACCAUUAUGAAAAGAAAUUAGUAUUUUGGUCUGAAAAUAAUAUGAAGGUUAUAAGAGUCGCUCAUAUGAAUAGUAACAACAUGUCAGAUGUCAUUCGUUGGGGAUUGGAAGCACCAGGCGGCGUAGCUGUGGACUGGAUUCACAAUCUGUUAUUCUGGACGGACUCUGGCACGAGAAGGGUGGAAGUCGCAACGUUAGACGGAUCCCAAAGAGCUGUGUUAGCUGCUAGCGAUGUUGACAAGCCAAGAGCUAUUGUUGUUCAUCCAGGAGAUGCGAUUUUAUUUUGGACCGAUUGGGGUCCGAAUCCGAAGAUAGAACGUUCAGAUAUGGACGGAAGUAAUAGAAAAACCGUAAUAGUUAAUGAAAUAUUUUGGCCUAAUGGUUUGACCAUUGAUUAUAUGGAUUCUAAGAUAUAUUGGGCAGAUGCUAAGCAUCAUAAUAUAGAGAGAGCUACAUUCGAUGGUCGAGAAAGGAAACGUGUUGCGAGCAAAGGAUUACCACACCCUUUUGCACUAACACUAUUCGAAGACGCGAUAUAUUGGACUGACUGGCAUACGAAGAGUAUAUCAACCGUGAACAAAAAAACUGGUAUGGCAAUGCAAUCUGUUCAUGCAAGUUUGCAUAUGCCUAUGGAUAUUAAAAGCUAUCAUCCAUUACGGCAAAUUCAAACUUACAAGAAUCGAUGUGGCUCUAAUAACGGUGGGUGCACACAUCUGUGCCUUCCCAAUUCUAACGGUUACACCUGUCGAUGUCAUAUUGGUUUCAAUUUAAACAUAGACGGAAGAACUUGUGAAGAAACACCGGAAAAGUUGCUACUCUACGCACGACGUAAGGACAUAAGAUUAAAGCAACUGCAUCCUCGAAAACAAAUGGAUUCGUUGGACAUGGUUAUUCCUGUGCAAAAUAUUAAAUCGGCCGUCGCACUUGACUGGGAUCAUAAUAGCAAUUCAAUAUUUUGGACUGAUGUUGAAAAAGAUACGAUUAAUAGAGCUUAUUUGAACGGAUCUCAACAAAUUAUCGUUAUUGGCUCCAAUUUGAUUUCGCCCGCCGGACUCGCUUAUGAUUGGUUAACCAACAAACUGUAUUGGACUGAUGCCGGUACUAACAGGAUUGAAGUAGCUAAUACUAACGGCACAAUGAGAACUUUGUUGGCUUGGGAAAAUAUUGAUAAGCCCAGAGACAUUGUACUAGACCCUAAAGGGGGCAUCAUGUACUGGUCCGACUGGGGCUCCGAACCUUGUAUUGAACGCGCUGACAUGGAUGGAGGCAACAGAAGAAAGCUUAUCUUCGGUAAUAUGACAUGGCCAAACGGUCUGGCAUUAGAUUUGACCAACAAUCGCAUCUAUUGGACGGAUGGUGGCAACCGAACUAUUGAGUAUGCCAAUCUUGAUGGAACUGGCCGAACUAUUUUAAUCGGACAACAUUUACCGCAUCCAUUUGGACUAGAUCUAUAUGGCGAUGAAGUUUUUUGGACCGAUUGGGAUACGCAAUCUAUUCAAGCGGCAAACAAGUUCACUGGGAAAAAUCGUCGUACACUCGGAGCUGGAGUAGAGGGACUUAUGGAUGUUAGAGUCUUUCACAAGGAAAGACGGGGAGGCGUAAAUAGAUGCAGCAAGAACAACGGUGGAUGCUCUCAUCUGUGUCUUCUAAAACCGGAAGGACGAUCAUGCGCCUGUCCUAUUGGAAUAAGAUUAAGUAAUGAUGGAAGAACAUGCACUAACGGACCGAUCAACUUUUUGAUAUUUGCUCAUCGCGUAGACAUAAGAAUUGUAUCAUUGGACGUGCCAUAUCUAGUUGACGUUGUUCUUCCAUUACCACCGCUGAAGAAUGCACUUGGUGUUGAUGUGGAUCAAAGAACGGGUCUCAUUUAUUGGACUGAUACUGGAGAGAGGAAAAUCAAGUGUGCUAAUAAAGAUGGUAAGGAAAAUGAGACGAUUAUAGAGAGGGGUCUACAUACAGCUGAUGGUAUUGCUAUUGACUCUGCAGGAAGAAAGAUAUAUUGGACUGACGGUGGUCGAAAUAGUAUUGAAGUGGCAGAACUUGAUGGAAUGAAUAGAAAAGUUCUUGUCUGGACUGGAUUAGAUUCCCCUCGAGCCAUAGCGUUGCAUUAUGAAUACGGCUAUAUGUUUUGGUCUGAUUGGGGAACGUCAGCGAAAAUUGAAAGAGCCGAUAUGGAUGGCAAAAAUAGGAAAAUUAUCGUGGAUACAGACAUUAAAUGGCCAAAUGGACUCGCAAUUGAUAGGAUCGAAGGUCGUCUUUACUGGAAUGAUGCAAAAGUCUUAACUAUUGAAAGUUCGGAUUUUAAUGGCCACGACCGUCGUACGCUUCUCAGUCAAGUUCCUUAUCCUUACGGUAUUGUGAUAGUCGGUCAACAUAUAUACUGGACUGAUUGGAAAACCAAAUCUCUUCAUAGAGCAGAUAAGUCGAAUGGUCAAGAGCAGUUGACGAUACGGGAAAACCUCGAAGGGCUUAUGGAUAUACGUGCUAUUCAGGGAGAUCAUAUUUUAGAAAACGCCUGCGGAAUAAACAAUGGUGGGUGUUCUCAUCUCUGUUUAAGAUCACCUCAAGGAUAUACUUGUGCGUGUCCUACAGGGCUAUCAUUCGAAAAUGAAACAGAAUACAAUCCGAAAAUAUGUAAGAAACACCCAGAAAAUUUCUUAGUAUUCGCUGCUAGAGGGAGCAUCGCAAUGAUUUCUUUGGACACGCCGGAACAAUGGGACGUAACACUCCCUGUGAAACAUAUCCAAAACUCAGUCGCAGUCGAUUACCAUUGGGAGAAAAAAAUUGUAUUCUUCACUGAUGUAAAUAAAAAUGUUAUAAGAUCAAUCAGUAUGGAAGACAUGCGAGAGUCUAAAAUAGUUAUAGAUACAGGACUCGAUACACCUAAUGGUCUUGCAGUGGACUGGAUUGCUAAUAAUAUUUACUGGUCGGAUAAUGAAUAUAAGGUUAUUGAAGUUGCAAGGAUUGAUGGGACCUGUAGAAAAACGUUGAUACCUGGAUUAACGGAGCCCAGGGCAAUCGCGGUAUUUCCAGCUAAAGGGUAUUUGUACUGGAGCGAUUGGGGUGAAAGUCCUAACAUUGAAAGGUCGGUUUUGGACGGCAGCCAAAGAAAAGUUCUUGUGGAUCAUGACCUAGGCUUCCCGAAUGGCAUCACUAUAGACUAUAAAGAUAGAAGAUUGUAUUGGACUGAUGCUUUAAAAGAUAGAAUUGAUACAUCUGACUUAAAUGGCCAACAUAGGGUACAGUUAGUUCCAGAAGCUAAAAAUCCUUUCGGAAUGACUCAAUUUAAUGAGUAUAUAUACUGGACUGAUUGGUAUAAAAAGUCAAUUAUGAGAGCUGACAAGAGAACAGGAAAGAACGUGACUGCUAUACGAACUGAUUUGGAAAUGGUAAUGGAAAUUAAAGCAGUGUCGUCUGAAAAACAACACGGAUGGAAUCCUUGCAAGGAAGAUAAUGGUGGAUGUUCUCAUCUCUGCUUGUUUAGAGGUCACGACUAUGUAUGUGCUUGUCCAGACGCAUUCGGUGAAAAAACAUGCUCAACUACACCAAAACUUCGUGUAGGCUUGCGAAUGCCAUCUCAUUAUCCAGCAUUCUACGACUAUGCUGAUGUUGAGAUCAAUAACAACAUGGCGCCAACUCCUACCGCCGCUCCUAAAACUAUCAUCGGAGCUAUUAUCAUCGGACUAGCAACAACUAUUUUUAUUAUAAUACUCAUUAUGGUAGCACUAAUUGUCUGCAUUAAAAUGCGUAAAGAUCGUGGAGGCGAGCUGAAAGAAAACUACAGGGAAUCGAGCGGCCAUAUCUCCUUCCACAAUCCCAACUAUAGCUGCUCCACCACAGGUGAACCCAUGGAACGGAGGCAGAACCGCUUCCAGGGAAUAUUCAAGUACGACAAAAGCCAGGGUCGCGUAACGAAUGUAUACAUGCCAGAGGGGACGAGCUUGUUACCACCGCCCCCUCCUCCCCCACACCGUUUGCCCCCCAGACCAGCGAGCGACGACUUCGAACCCGUCACUUUACAUCCAUUCUCUUAAAUGACAUAUGACAUGACAAUUAACUAAUUACCUGCAAUACGAUUACAUUAGAAAACGUGAAAAUUCCAUAAAAAAAGUUGUUACAUAUGAGUCUCGCCUCGCGGUAUCAGCUUUGCUACUACAUUUCAUAAUUGAAUCGCAUCACGUUUUCAAAUAUCAGUCGAAUUAGUACUGGUAGCUAGCGGUAGAGGUCAGCAUAACAUUGUAGAGUAGAUGUACCGUCUACUAUUGUUGAAAUGCAAACAACACUGUAAGAUGAUAUUGAAGAAUAUUAUUACAAUACGACUAUAUAAUAUACUAUAGUAACAACCUAAGUAUAUUAAGGUAUAUCAAGAUUACCAAUUCUAAUAUCAUGAAAGAGUGACUAAAACAUAAAAUGUUGAGUUUUUGACACUCUUACCGCCGGAUUCUGAAAUGAUGAGCAAAUUUAGAUUGAUUAAUCUGAAUAAAUACUGAACGCUGAUUGUUCGCUUAUCGCGUCAUGGACUACCACCGACCAAUCACCAUUCAGUCUAAUGUUAAAUAACAUAUUUUCGGUUUCGGUUUAAUAUAAAAGUAAAUCUGAUAUUGAUCAGCGUUUCAGAGACUGGACGUUAAUAUGCCUUAAGACUAAGAAAUAUAAUUUUUCAUAUAAUCAUCUUCGGGGCAUUAUGCUGCGAAAAGGUAAUUAUAUGAAUAGAGUUGUAAUAAAUUAUAAGAUAUAUCAUUAAUAAUAGCUAAAAUGGUAAUGAUACGGGAUAACAACGUUUAAUAUUUUGGAAUAUGUAUAAAUAAAGUCAUUAUUAAGUCAAUUCACAGAAGUAAAAUAUCUUGCAAUACAGUAUGCGAUUAUAGUGUAGUUAAGGCUACCGCCCAUUUUUACAUAGAUAUAUAAUACCAAAAUUCGGUACUAGAGAUUUCAUUAAAUAUUAUGUCUCCUAUUACACCCGAGCAGAUAUUGUCUGCUAGAUUCCGCUUUCAAUGUUUUUAAAGAUGAAUAUAACUAAACAUAAUGCAAUAUUUAAAUUCACUCAGGAAGUAGACAAAGAUAACAUUAAAAUGUGUAGAUAUAAGGAAAUCUUCGUAUUAUUUUUGUAUAUGUCGACUUUAAAUCGCUUUCCCCAUGGCUCAGGGGAAACGAUGCAAAGACGACAGUUGUUAGAACACCGUGUUAUAAUCACAAUUAUAAUAUAUAUACAUAUAUAUGAAUAUAAGUUUAAGAGGUUUGGGAUAGGAGCGACUUUUGUUUUACGUCAGAUUUCGCGUGUACCGUAUCCUUCUGUCAAUAAAGGUCACUUUUAUAUUCAAAUAACAUGGUUUAGUUCCAUAAUUUAUAUAAAAAGUACGAUAUUAGAUUUAAUUCACCACGAUAAUAUGGUGACAAUAAGAGAAAUGUAAAUAAUUAGUUCUAAUCAUGACUUUUUGUCUAACCGGUUUGUAUAUAAUAGUUUAUUUUUAUCACGUUAAAGUGAAUAUUACUUUAUUUCGAAUUAAAAUGGCUAGCUGGAGGGCUGCCACUAAUUUGUAUAAUCCGUUUCGAAUUUAUUUGUAAAAAUAAAAAUAACAUAUUUUUACCCAAUAAAAAUAUAAGUACUCGGAGAUUAUUUUAUGUAAAAAUACGGUUUAAAAUGUCAUAACCUUCGUACAAAUUCUGUUGAAAUGGAUUAUACAUCUCAUAUCAACAAUUUUUCUUUAUUAGAAUAAUUAGAAUUGUAUAUGAAAUCAGUUGAUGUUACUAAAUGUGAGAUUGCUUUAAAAUUGAUAUGAAAAUCAGCUAUCGGAAAUAUAUUAUAUCUGUUUAUAAGGAAUACUUUUUGGAUUUCACAAUAAUCAUUGUCGACAUUGCGCGACGCUCAUUACACAGGGUGUUUUAAUCUAAGGUAGAGUUAGGACGGGAGUCAACAGGUACAGUGGCCCGAGUGUACGAUUUACGCACAUUUAAUAUAAUUAUUAAUUUUUUUAUACGAGAUCUUUAGAUCUCUGAGCAGAGGAGUAAUAAUUAAUGAACAAUCGUUAGAUCACAAAAACAGCAGGUGAUUGAGACUUACGUAAAAAUUCUGCUAAGUUUAUUCAAUGAUCAAUUUAUUUUCGAUAGCAGGUAACGCAAAAAACUAACUUUUUUUAUUUCAAAUAUAGUACACUCCUAUGUAAUAAUGAAUUCGCUGUCGUGGAUACUCUUUACUUUUAAGGUUACGCAAAUAUUUAUUUUUUGAUUUUCAGCGUAUACUUACACUCGGGGUACAGAUAACAAAACUAUACCGAUUAAUUGUUUUAAAUCAAAAGAUCAACCUUACAUUAUUUUAUACUAUUUUUGUGAUAUUUUUUUCUAUUUUUUUAUUUUUUAAUCAAGCGAUUUAAUUUGCCUGAAAUACUUUAGAUAUAAGAAAUAGAUAUAAACUAUAAUAAUUUAGUUAAAAUCGAACAGAAGCGAUUGAAGUGUAAAAAUCGGAAUGUUGUUUUUUUACUUUAACAGAAUGUUCUCAAUAGUAAUAUUUAUAUAGGAAUACGUAUAUAUACAUAAAAAUAUGUGAGAAUUAAAUUCUCUUCUAAGUAUUUCAUUUAAAAAUGGUAUUACUCGAUUUGAAGCAAAUGUAAGUUUCAUUAGUAUGACUAAAACUGAAUCACAAAAAAAAUCUUCAUCCUAUUUACUCUGUUAUGUAUUUUGUUAUUUAUUCAAAGUUUAUAGAUGUAACGCGGGCCAUUGAUUUAUUGAAGGUUUCGGAAGUGCUCUCGUGUUCGAUGAUUACUUGGUAUUUAAAUAUGUAAACAUUGCAAGAAAAUCUAAAAAUGUGUACAUAUGUACAUAUCAGGCAAUUCAAAGUUCAGCGAGUGUGAGGUAGGUAGGCCAUUAUUUAAGUAUUAACUAUGCAAAUUAAUAUUUUUUUUAUUACCUAACUGUCUCGGUGUGAAUGUUUUGGAAGAACAUAGCGAGUUAAAGCUACAGAUCUCGCAAACAUGUUAAGAAAGCCAAGAUACAACGAUAACAUUCCUUAUGCCUUAUAAUUUGCAAAAUGUAGUGAAAUAUUGUAGCUAUAGAUUAGUUUCCAAUUAUAAUAAGUUCCACGUUCCAAGAGGCGUUUGUCUCUUAAGUAUUAAGAAUUUCAAUUAAAUUUUAAGACAGGUUAUAUUUUGUUUGGACAUGGGGUAUAGGAUACAUUCGCACGCUUAAGCAAAUAGCACUAUAUUUUAUGGGUAUCUUAUUUUUUAACAAUAAACAAAAAAAUCUAUGCUUUUAAUCAGUUUUUUAAAUCGUAAAUUAGAUAUACAUCCUUUUUAUGGAUGUCCUCAUUUACUUUGCAAGCGUAGUUAAUAAGGGAAAGAACGUUGAGUGCUGUGAUACAGAUGCUUUGAAGCUAUCGAGUGAAAAAUAUUUACCUGUGAAUUGAAGACCUAAGUGGAUAAAGGUGUUAUGUCGCAUUUUUAAACUUUUAGAAUUCAUUACAUCAAUGAACGUUUUAAGUCAAUAUUCACAUAAUAGUACCUUCAUGGCCUAUAUAUAUGUACAAGAGUAAUUAAUCAACUCAAAAACAGAAAACUGCAAAUUAAUUAAUAUCAUUGUUCUGUUUCAUGACACCUACUUAUGCCUUCAAUUAUUUUUUCAAUGAAAUAAUUUUAUGAUUAUUUCCUUUAAAAUUGGUAUGAAUGUUGCCAGUUAAGGUGCUUAAUGCGCACAUAUUUUUUUUUCAUUUUUCAUAAUUAGAAUUAAAAUUCGUAUGUUAAUGCGUACAUGCCAAAUUCGAUGAAUGUUUUAAUUAUUUUAUAUAAGUAUAAUUUUAAAUUAUAUUAAUAAGGAUAAGAUAAUAAAAACAGUUUUUACACCU